AUGGCUGACGGAGAAAAUAACAACCAUGAAGUAGAACAACCCGGGACACUUCAAAAUAUCCAGAUGGAAGCAUUGUUGGGAGAAAUGCGGAGGAUGAUGAGGAUUGAGAUGAAUGCAGUCUAUGAGAGGUUGGACGAAGUUCAAGCAGAAGCACAACAAAGGCAACCACAAAACUUGCCUAAUCAACAGAGGAGAGCAGGAGAGGAGUUAAGAAUGCCGAGAGAUGUAGCAGCUGAAGACUACUACAGUCAUAGUGGAAGCUCAUCUCAAGGAGGCCGAAGGAGACAAAUACGUGUGCGAGAAGGCAGAGAAAGAAAUGAUGAUAACAUUGGAGGGCUGAAGUUUAAAAUUCCACCAUUUAUUGGGAAGAAUGAUCCAGAUGUCUACUUGGAGUGGGAGAAGAAGGUAGAACAAGUUUUCAAUUUUCAACACUAUUCUGAGAUCAAUAAGGUGCGAAUGGCGGCUGUUGAGUUUAGUGAGUAUGCACUUAGCUGGUGGGAUCAGUUGGUGACUUCACGAAGACGUAAUGGCGAAUAUCCGAUUGAGACUUGGGCUGAGAUGAAGGCUAUCAUGAGGAGAAGGUUUGUUCCGGGCCAUUACCAUCGCGAUCUGCAUCAAAAGCUAAGGAGACUGACUCAGGGAAGUCGAAGUGUGGAGGAUUAUUAUCAAGAGAUGGAGAUUCUUUUGAUAAGAGCUGAUGUGGUUGAGGACCGAGAAGCUACUAUGGCUAGAUUCAUGAGUGGGUUGAAACAAGAUGUCCAAGAUAGGCUUGAGAUGGAACAUUAUGUGGAGCUUGAAGAGAUGUUACAUAAAGAAAUCUUGGUGGAAAAGCAACUUAAAAGAAGAAGUUCUACGCGGAUAACUUAUGGUGCUGGUUCAUCUAACCCAAAAACAAGUUACCAGAAGGAAGAAAAGUCAGUUGUUAUUCCAAAGGCUGAAGCGAAGCUAAUUGUUGCCAGUCAAGUUACCAAGGACAAAGCUGAGGCUACCAGAACCCGAGCUCGUGAUGUGACGUGUUAUAAGUGUCAUGGGAGAGGACACUAUGCACAUGAGUGCUCCAACAGAAGAACAAUGAUUCUCUUGGAGAAUGGAGAGUUCGAAUCAGAAAAUGAAGAGGUGGUUUCUGCUUCACUAGAAGAACUUGAAAAAAUUCCAGCAAAAGGCGAGAUAUUGGUGGCAAGGAGAUCACUUAGUGUUCAAACUGCGAUUGUGGAACAUGAGCAAAGAGAGAAUUUAUUUCAUACAAGGUGCCAUGUCCGAGAUAAGGUAUGUUGUCUGAUAAUUGAUGGCGGGAGUUGUACUAAUGUGGCGAGUGAAACAAUGGUUAAGAAGCAUGGGCUAACUACGGAGAAGCACCCAAAGCCAUAUAAGCUGCAAUGGCUUAAUGAUGAUGGUGAGAUGGAGGUUAGUAUCCAAGUAAAGGUUCCUAUUGUCAUUGGGAAAUAUGAGGAUGAGGUUUUGUGCGAUGUUCUACCUAUGGAGGCAAGUCAUAUUCUUUUGGGAAGACCAUGGCAAUCUGACCGGAGAACAAGCCAUGAUGGUUUCACCAAUCGAUAUUCUUUUGAGUUCAAAGGCAAGAAGAUCAUCUUAGUUCCAUUGACACCUCAUGAAGUUUACCAAGAUCAGUUGAUUCUCAGGCAAAGAAAAGAAACAAACACCAUGAGCGACCCCACAAACACAAUUCACCAAAAAGAGAGCGAGAGUUUGAGAAAAACCAAGUCAAAGGCCUGUGAGAGAAAACCCGUGAGGCAUUCAAAUUUCUUUGUGAGAAAAGGAGAGGAUUUUGAGGACGUAUUCCCGGAGGACAAUCCGAAAGGCUUACCACCUAUCCGUGGUAUUGAACACCAAAUAGACUUUGUUCCUGGUGCAUCACUGCCAAACCGCCCAAUUUAUAGGACUAAUCCCGUGGAGACCUUGGAGUUGCAAAGACAAGUUAAUGAGCUCAUGGAGAAGGGACAUAUCAGAGAGAGCAUGAGCCCAUGUACGAUCCCAGUCCUACUUGUGCCCAAAAAGGAUGGAACUUGGCGCAUGUGUGUUGAUUGUAGAGCCAUCAACAACAUCACGGUAAAGUAUCGUCAUCCUAUUCCUAGGCUUGAUGAUAUGCUUGACGAACUGCAUGGUUCUUGUGUAUUUUCUAAGAUAGAUCUCAAAAGUGGAUAUCACCAAAUACGCAUGAAAGAGGGUGAUGAAUGGAAAACUGCUUUCAAAACUAAGCAUGGGUUGUAUGAAUGGUUGGUUAUGCUUUUUGGGCUAACAAAUGCACCCAACACUUUUAUGAGGUUAAUGAACCAUGUUUUGAGAAAAUUCAUUGGAAUCUUUGUUGUAGUUUACUUUGAUGAUAUCUUAGUCUGUAGCAAGAAUCUAGAAGAACAUGUUCAACAUCUAGAAGCGGUUCUUACAACUCUUAAAGAGGAGAAGUUGUUUGCCAAUUUUAAGAAAUGCACUUUUUGUAUGGAUAACCUUGUGUUUGUAGGUUUUGUUGUUAGUGCAGAUGGCAUUAAAGUUGAUGAGAAGAAAGUUAAAGCUAUAAGAGAUUGGCCAAGUCCUAAGACCGUUGGAGAAGUAAGGUGCUUUCAUGGACUAGCUGGAUUCUAUAGGCACUUUGUGAAAGAUUUUAGCACUAUAGCUGCACCACUUACAGAAGUCAUCAAGAAGGAUGUUGGAUUCAAAUGGGAGAAAGCACAAGAAGAAGCGUUCCAGGCCUUGAAAGAGAAGCUUACAAACGCCCCACUCUUAACUUUGCCUAAUUUCCUUAAAACCUUUGAAAUUGAGUGUGAUGCUUCUGAUGUAGGUAUUGGAGCUGUUUUGAUGCAAGACAAGAAACCCAUUGCAUACUUCAGUGAGAAGCUUGGAGGAGCGACCUUGAACUAUCCCACAUACGAAAAGGAGCUAUACGCGUUGGUUCGAGCACUGCAAACAUGGAAACACUACCUAUGGCCUAAAGAGUUUGUGAUUCACACUGAUCAUGAGUCCCUCAAACAUUUGAAGGGUCAGCAAAAGCUCAACAAACGACAUGCUAGGUGGGUGGAGUUCAUAGAAACAUUUCCCUAUGUCAUCAAGUAUAAACAAGGUAAGGAAAACAUUGUUGCUGAUGCCUUGUCCCGAAGGUAUGCUCUAAUCUCUACUCUUGAUAUUAAACUGAUGGGAUUCGAACAAGUUAAAGGGAUGUAUGAUAAGGAUCCUGACUUUUAA
This is a messenger RNA of Camelina sativa (false flax), 3192 nucleotides long. RefSeq lists its product as uncharacterized. NCBI's taxonomy places the organism in Eukaryota, Viridiplantae, Streptophyta, Magnoliopsida, Brassicales, Brassicaceae. The record is from RefSeq and is a predicted model, not a curated record. Gene Ontology annotation, molecular function: zinc ion binding; nucleic acid binding.